Pieris macdunnoughi is the source of this 1095-nucleotide messenger RNA. Lineage: Eukaryota; Metazoa; Arthropoda; Insecta; Lepidoptera; Pieridae. The record is from the annotation of a GenBank genome assembly.
AUGUCACAAAAAGACAGUGAUUCAUCUAAUGUAAUAUUAUGUGAACGAUUUAACAAACAUUUACGAGUUUCACAACGAAUGAAAGGCGAUAAAGUUGUACACAGACCAAACAUUGUGAAAAAGGUUGUUUUAUCAAAACAAAUCAAUCCAGCAUCUAAAUAUAGCAAAAGUUUUUCAACAGGUGUCAUUUCCAACACUAAAACUAAUGUAAAGACUUUCAAAAGUACCAAAUCGGACUGUAUGUUCACUGUAUCGCAAGCAAAGUUUGAUUAUUGCAAAAAUUGUGGUGACUGCAAAGGACUAGCAGAUAGGGUUGAAAAAUCAGAUGAUCUUUGUAAUAAAACCGUUAAUUCUAAAAAGACGAAACGUGAAGGACAGACAAGUGUUCAGCAGCAUUACUUAAAUAAGAACUUUCAUCAAUCCACAGAAUCUAUAACCAACUGUAUACCCAAAAAGGUGUCAUUAGAUACUAUAAAGGAACAGCCUGAAAGUAAUAACUCAUCUGAUGAUAUAUUCAGAAUUUAUGAUGACUGUUCAACAGAAGAAAUAGGUUUCUUCAACACAGAUGACCAAGACAACAUUAAUAUCUUAAAAAACUUUAGAAAUACAAACUUUUUUGAAUGCCAUUCGGCAAAAUCAAGAAUACAUAGUAUUACCAAUAAAGAGAAACAUAAGUGUAUUUAUAGAUUUUAUUUAAAUGAAAGAUUGUUCCCUGUGCCUUUUAAUACAGAUUUUAACGAGAACAUAAGAUGUAUGGAGUGCAAUUUGCCAUUAAAAGAUGAAAAGGAUCUGACUACAAAUGGAAUGAUUCAGGCUAAAGUAAAACUUAAUAAUGAGGUGCAGGACAUGAUUUUGAUGUUACCAGUUAAAAAACAUUUAAUCAUUAAAGAAAGAAAAAUGAUAAAAUGUAAGCAGGACAUAGACUCUGUCUAUUUUGGAAUAAUAAAGCUGGAUUUAAAUGGCGAUUCAAUGUUUAAUAGAACACUUCCAGGUGAUUCUUUAGCCUUAAAAUACCAGAAAGGCUACAGGCAGUAUGCAGAUGCUCCAAACUAUGAUUAUACAAACACUAAUAAUGAUGAUGUUAUUAUAAUAUAA